GCCGGCGGCGGCGCGCACAGCUGGGCGAGGGGAGCAGACGUGUCGAGUCGUGCUCUCUGUGGAGGCUUGGGCAGGAUGACUUCGGCGGCGCUGGAGAUUCUGGGGCUGGGGCUGGGCAUCCUGGGCUGGGUGGGAGUGAUCCUGGCCUGCGGGCUGCCCAUGUGGCAGGUGUCGGCCUUCAUCGACGUGAACAUCGUGGUGGCGCAGACCAUCUGGGAGGGGCUGUGGAUGAACUGCGUGGUGCAGAGCACGGGGCAGAUGCAGUGCAAGGUCUACGACUCCAUCCUGGCGCUGCCGGCCGAGGUGCAGGCGGGGCGGGCGCUCACCGUCGUCGUGGCGCUGCUGGGUCUGGUGGCCCUGAUGGUGACCGUGGUGGGCGCGCAGUGCACCAACUGCAUCCGGCCCGGCAAGAUGAAGUCCCGCAUCGUGAUCGCCGGCGGGGCCAUCUACAUCCUCUGCGGGGUCCUGGUCCUCAUCCCGCUCUGCUGGUUCGCCAACAUCGUCAUCAGCGACUUCUACGACCCCACCGUGCCGCCGUCGCAGAAGCGGGAGAUGGGGGCCGCGCUCUACAUCGGCUGGGCGGCCACGGCGCUGCUGCUUUUCGGGGGCUGCCUCAUCUGCUGCUGCUCCUGCUCCCAGCGCGACGAGACCUCCUUCCCCGUCAAGUACUCGGCGCCGCGGCGGCCCACGUCCAACGGCGAGUACGACAAGAAGAACUACGUCUGAGCGCGGCCACGGACAGGCGGCUGCCAGCCGGCGCUGCCGGCAGUCCCUGCGGCGAGCUCCGGCGCUCCCCUGCCUAGAGUCUCUUCUUAACGGGGAACCCCGUCAAGCGGCAGCCCUAGGCAGAGCUGCGCCCCGCCGCCCGCCCGCCCGGCUCGCCGGCGGGUCCGUCCGCUCUGCUGCGGCAGCGCGGCGCUGGGCGAGCGAAGCCCUCGCCGGGCGCACGGCAGCCGGCGGCUCGGCGGCCCGGGGCGGCGGGAGGAACCGCGGAGCCCGGACGAGCCGCGGCUGCCGGGACGCCCCGUCCGCGCUCCGCCGUCUCUCGCCCGCCGCAGCGGCCCCCGGCCCUGUCGCGGCGCUCCCGCGGGACUCGCCCGCGCUCCGCUGCCGGUGCCACUCUGGGCACUGCUGGGCUGGCGGGACCGGGCCGUCGGCUGUGCGCUGUCGCCGAGGAGCAGCUUCCCGUCUUCGUUUUCUCUCGUGAAACCCUGCGUUUGGCCGUUCCUGCCAGGACUGUCAGUGGGUAGGGGGUCUUGUUCUUCUAUCUGGGCGACUAAACUAGGGAUUCUGUCUAAAGCAUGACACUAACCUCGGUCCUUAAACCCGCAGGCAAGUAACUGGAGAGAGAGAUGUUAUUUUCUGCAGUUGUUUCAGUCCCUCAGUGAAGUGCAUUGCCUGUCUUUGAGACCUUUGAAGGAGAUUUUGGGUAGUUGAUGUCAUUUAGUGGAGUACAAACCAGGUUAGACUAGGUUUCCCCUUGAGGUUCUUCAUGCCUUCUCCUUCAUCAGCUUCUGUUGUGUUUUUACUUGAAUAUGAAUUCAUUGCCAGAAUUAUUGGAGGACUGGAUUCAGAGAUCCAGGAGAUCUGUCUGUGUCCUGGCUCCAGUGGGCAUCCCUCUGCAUCCUCUCAUCUGCGCUACAUGAGACUGGAAACAUAAAAGUUGCCCCAGAUAUUGAUAGUUGGGGGUAUGGAUGUCUUUCACGGCCUUCUUGCCAAGCCCUUCUUGCUGCCAAUUUUGAAUUGGGUGUUCAGUUGGAUGUGCAUUUGGUUGGCUCUUCAUACCUUUUUUUUUUAACAUGUGCUUUCUUUCAUUUACCAAAUCUAGCAGAGAAAUAGCUAGAAAAAUAAGUAUCUUGGCUGAGACUUUAUGCAGGUUCACCAGGAGAUGGGAAAUGAUGGCUCUCACAGCUCUCAGUUCCUCUGUACUGCCCUGGUAACAAUGUACAGACUGGAAGGAAGAUGCUCAGGGCAACAGAACUCUCAUUGUCUGAGCUCAACACCUGCUAAACUUCACCACAGCCUGGACUACUAGUGAAACCUUUCCAUUUUACACUGCAGAGACAAACUCUCUGAAGGAGGGAUUAAGGGGUGCUGCAAUAUGCAUCCACACAAAUUACCUGAACUGUUACAUCAACACAGAACUCUGCUACAGCCCGUGGCAGCCUCUGUGUCGCCAUAAGGAGAUUUCUGCCAAGAGUUAGUGAGGAAAGGUGCUGUUUCUAUUCCUCAGAGCACAACGCUACGGCCUCAUGGGUCCCUCACAACCCAACCGUGCGGCGAUGCAGCACACACCCAGCCUGAGCAUUAACUCUUACAACUUCCCAUAACACCAAGACUUAUGGACUAACCCUAACUGUGGGUUUGUGGCAGAAUUACAUUGACUCUGUUCUUCCCUUGCUCAGCAAACUUAAAAUCCUGUUGAUAUCAAAAUGUUCACAGACCUGAAUGAGAGACUGAAGCCUUGCCCCUGCAGGUUUUGGUGUUGGAUACUGAGCAUGUGGUUUCCCCUUUUAAAAGAGAAAUGCUUUUAUUUUUAAACACAUAAAUUGGGAAUACAAAAGCAGAGCAAUAUGUCUAGAACUAGUUUUGCUCUAUAAAGAGGUGCAGUUUUUACUCUGUCUGCAUUUAAAUACAAGCUAUGAUGUGAUAUGUAGUUUUGGUACAAGAAUGAAAUAUUUUGUAUUUCAUCAUUGCAACUUUUUUAAGCAGUGCAGCCCUGUAAACUGUAAAUGUAUUUAAAUGCUUAUAUUUUGCAAGAAAACUAUCAAAGUUGGCUUGUUAUGUCGUUUGGUGCCUUUAUUUGUUUUAUGGUUACUUUAUCUUAGAGUGUCGCCUUUGUCACCCAGCUCACAGGCACACUCCCUCCUCACUCUGCUCUCUUGCUUCUAGCAAACGAGUCAACAGAUUGCAGCCCAAAUCCCGGACCUCGCUGUCUUUUGUCUCAAGUUAAAGUACUAAAAGUCCCCCUUUCCCCCAACAGACACGCCUGUAUGUAUCUGUACUGUAGAGCCUUCAGGAGUGCUGCAGGAUUUGGGCUCUGACCAAAAGAUGAAAUCUUUCUGGGCAGUGCAUCACUAGCAUUUCAGAUCAAAUCAAAACCAGAGUCUUGGGAAGAGGGAGGGAAAGCCACAACAAAGAAGGGAAUCAUUUUUAAUAAGCCAAACUUUGUGGUAACAUGGCUUUGUCUAGUGGCAGGGCUGGAUCCUCUCACAACCAAAGUUUGAAACAAUUACACACCAAGACCUCUUGGAAGAAGCCAGCACUAACUCUUUAUGUACUAGUAAACACAGCAUCAUCCUGCCCCAAUCCCAAGGGGCUGUACCACGGUUUUGCUGGGGGCAGUGCCCAUCAACACCAGCAGGAAGGAAGGCCCAAUUUAAGGCAACAUUUUGAUAUUUAAUCUCAUCCUUCAGUAUAUUUACUGUUGCUGUGCUUUAAAAAAUAACCUGAGAGAACACUGUUACUGAGGCACUGGCUUCAGGGUGAAAGUUUUAAGUUGUUCUUUGUUAUGUUUUGUUUUCCAAGAGCAAAGAGCUAGUCCUGAACUUUAAGACUUGGAAGUGCUCAGGAUCAGGCCUGAACCUCAUCUCAAUGGAAAGAGAAAUCUAGAGCACUUGUUUACUAUUUUUAUUUUGCAUUUAUGAUUUCACAUGAAAAUAAAACCAUGUAAACCAA
Colius striatus (speckled mousebird) is the source of this 3678-nucleotide messenger RNA. RefSeq names its product claudin 5 (gene CLDN5). The record is from RefSeq and is a predicted model, not a curated record. Gene Ontology annotation, cellular component: plasma membrane; bicellular tight junction. Gene Ontology annotation, molecular function: structural molecule activity. Gene Ontology annotation, biological process: bicellular tight junction assembly; cell adhesion. The coding region runs from base 76 to 726 and encodes 216 amino acids. Lineage: Eukaryota; Metazoa; Chordata; Aves; Coliiformes; Coliidae. The transcript has a single exon.